Messenger RNA from Prunus armeniaca (apricot), 426 nucleotides. NCBI's taxonomy places the organism in Eukaryota, Viridiplantae, Streptophyta, Magnoliopsida, Rosales, Rosaceae. The record is from the annotation of a GenBank genome assembly.
AUGAAGACUCGAUUCGACAUAAAUUGGAUUGAGACUUUGUUGCAUGCUGGGAGAUAUAUUCAAUGUGAUCCCUUGCAAUCAAGAAAAAGAAGCACUACUAUUGAAAUUGGGAAAUUUUGGUAUCGGGGUCAAGAGCUUUCAAAAACUCAUAAUUCCAAUUCUAAUGGGUUGAUACAAAAGUUCAUCAAUGGGCUAAAGCUUAUUCAUAGCAAGGUUAGGGACGCAUCAACUUCCAAGGACGACCCUUCCAGUUCUGCUUCCAAGGACAACCCUUCUGCUUUUGCUUCCACUUCCAAGGACGAGGCUUUGGCUUCAGCUUCCAAGGACCCUUCCGCUUCCACUUCCAAGAAAGCGGAGAAAGAAUGUUUCUUGAAAAAUCUUUUCAAGAAAGAAGUGAAUCCAGAUCCAGAGCUAGAGCCAGAGUAG